AGAAAAAUAACGCCUAUGUCCUGCAGAGCGGCCGAUUGUCGCUGCUGACCUAAUUAUUCAGCGUAUGUGGACUUGACUGUAACUUGGUGGAUGUGGUAUUCUCGUAGGGCAGCCAGUAUGUGACUUGACUGUAGAGCCCCACCCUCAGUUUAAAACAGAAAGCACCGAGGAAGCUGUGGUGAAAGAAGCUCCACCUAACAGACUUAGAGAUUUGAGUUUUGGUGAUACCUCUGUCUUUGUCCACCAUGAGCACUCCGGCCGCUGACAGCAAACCUGGUCCAGCAGAAAGUGAGCAGAAGAAGGAGCCGUUGAGGAUCAUGCUUCUUGGAAAAUGUGGUGCAGGCAAGAGCUCGAGUGGGAACACCAUCCUCAAUAAAAUGGUGUUCAGGUCAGAGAUGAAGCUGGUCAGCGUCACUGUUCACUGUGAAAAAGAGUCCGGGGUGGUUGGAGAUAUACCUGUCGAUGUGAUUGACACACCUGGGCUUUUCGAGAAGGGAAGCAACAACGAGGACAUCAUCCGAGAGAUUCUUCAACGUCUGAAACUCCAGGAACCAGGACCCCACGUCUUUGCAUAUGUUGUUCCUUUAGGAAGGCUGACUCAGGAAGACCAAGACACCCACACGCUGAUCGAAGCAAAGUUUGGCCCAAGAGUGUGGGACUACACCAUCGUGCUGUUCACCCACGGCGAUCGCCUGGAAGACAACAAAAUAAACAUCAUUAAUGAGAGUGACGAGAACCUCCGCAACUUCAUACGCAAGUGUAGCGGUGGCUUCCACGUCUUCAACAACAAAACCCCGGAGGACCAGAAGCAGGUCACAACUUUUAUGGAGAAGAUCAAGACUCUGGUGACCCUGAAUGGAGGUAGUUACUACAAGACAGAGCUGUAUCCUGAGAAGGAGAGGAAAAUCAGAAAAAGACAGGAAAGCAUCCUUAAAGAGAGACAAGAAGAAAUCAGCAAAAAGGAGGAAAAUCUGAGGGAGCAUUACAAGGAUGAAGACCUAAAGAAGAAAAAGACAAACCUGUGGAGACAAGAGGAGGAAAGGGCAAGAAAAGACGCAGAGGGGGAGUUGUGCAGCAAGUCCUACAUCAUGAAGAGCAUCCUGUUACUGGCUGUAUUGUGUCUACUGUUAUGUUGGGAUCUUGGGGUAGCAGCUAAAUGGCUUUGUGGAAUAGGAAUCAUUUUAAUUGUGCUGUCUUUUAAGAUAUUUCCAAUUAUUCCAGGAAAAAUACCAGGUCUUACUAAGAAAAAGAAAUAGAUGAGCUUUUACUUUGUUAGUGAUUUAUCAUUCAAAUGUGUGACAGAUGAUAUAUCUAACUGAUUUAAUUACUUUUUCAAUCACUUUUUCUUCCCAACUUUCUCAUACAAUUACAACUUUUAUAAUUUUCAUACAAAUUUGUCUGUCCAUAAUUAGAAAAUAUUGUCAUCUGAUAUCACGUCAUUAAUCUCAUAUUUAAUCAGAUAACAGAACUGUAAAAAUGCUAAUGAAAACAAUAUUUAAAGUACUACACAAAAGUCUCGGCCUGCAACUUUUUCUUUAUAUUUUACUAGGAAAAAAAGUAGAUGCAAGGAUUUGUGGAAAUAUACCUGGAAAUACAUUACAGAGUUUGAAAAUGCUAACGAGUUUGAAAAUUAAUAUUUGGUACGACCACCUUUAUUCUUCGACACAGUCUGAACUCUCUUGUGCAGCUUUGUUCUCAUUUCUUUAAGUAGUCUUCAGGAAUAGUUCUGCAGGCUUCUUGAAGAAUAUUUAAAGCUGUCUUUGGAUGCUGACUGCUUUUUGUUCUGCCCUCUGUGAAGAUGAUCUCACACUGCUUCAGUGAUGUUGAGGUCCAGACUCUGGGGAGGUGAGUCCAUGACUGAUAGUGUUUUAUUGAGUUUUUCUAUCCGGGUAUGCUUUUUCUGGCUAUACUUUUAUGCAAGUAGUGGCUGAAUAUAAACUUACAGUGUGCACAAGUGCUCAAUAAGUCGCCCCGUGGAUACACAGCAUAUGUCAAACUCAUCCCAUGAGCAUGUCUGGAGUCACUGCAGCAAGUAUGUGUUUCUUUAGGUGAAUGAUUGUGGAAUUAAAGCAUUUUGAAAUUGGAUGCUGGUCUGGAGGUGGGCAUAUUAAGCACUUGUCAACAUUGUAAAUUUUGUGUAUAUAACUUUACAUUCGCCGAUGCAUUUUAAAAUUUACUGCAAGUUUCUAUAUCUAUUAGCUAAAAGAAUAUAUAGCCUUCUGAAAUGAGAUGAUUCUUUUUGAUACACCAUGGGCUUUUUUGCCUGUGAUUUGAUCAGAUUUCAUGGGCAGCUAUCAAACACCCCAACAUCUGUUGGGGUGUUUGAUAGCUCAUCAAAUGUUGCUAAAUUCUGACUCUGGCUGUUGAAACUAACCCCCGCAUACAUCAAACCAAUGACAAGAGGGAAAACAGAAAUGUCGAAAAUCUCUCAUUAGAAAUUACAGAUACAGAAAAUGCAGUUUUCAGGGUCUGUAAAUACAGUUGUGGUCAUAAGUUUACAUCCACUCAUCAACCUACACAGGAUCAAACAUUACAUACGGGCUCAAAUAUUUACACACACCCCCACUAAUGUCCCUUUGCAACUUGCACCUCGACCAGCCAUCAACAAGCUUCUGACAUAAUUCUGGCUGAAUAUUUGACCAGUCUUCUUGGCAGAAUUGGUAGAAUUCAUUUAAAGUGGUUGGUUUUGUGGCCCAGACUCAGCUUCUAAGUGUUGUCCACAGAUGUUCAGCAGGGUUGAGGUCGGGGCUUUGGGAAGGUCAUUCCAGAAGCUUAAUGUUUGUCUACUCUAUCUAUUCCAAAACCAGUUUAUCCGUGUGUCUGGGAUCAUUGUCCAGUUGGAACACCCAACUGGGCCCAAGUUUCAACUGUAUGUUCAAACUUGGACAGAACUGGACAUUCUAUUUUCAAGUUUUACCUCAAAUCCUGAUUUACCCCUGGUAGCAAAACAGCCCCAGAGCAUGAAUCUACCAGCACUAUGCUUGACAGCUAGCACAGUGUUCUUAGAUUUCAAAGCCUCACCUUUACUCCUCCAAACAUACCUGAUUGUGGCUCAAUCUUUGUCUCGUCUGGCAACAAAACUUUUCUCCAGAAGACAUUUGGCUUGUCCAUGUGGGCAGCUGCAAAUUUCAGAUAAGCUUGAAGGUGCUGAUUUUUGACCAGAUGCUUUUAUCUUGGUCAGCACCCUCUCAGUCCAUGGCAAUGUAAAACUUGUUUCACUGUGGACAGUGAUGCCGGUUUUCCACCGGAUUCCAUGGCACGUGUGAGCACUGGUUGUUCCUGGGUUGUUCCUAAACAUCCUGACCACUCGUCUCUCAUUUGAGGGUGAGAGUUUGGGUCUUUUUCAAGACCUUAGCAAAGUGCUGACACAUCCAAAUAACUUUCACUUAUGUACAGUAUUUGGUAUCUGUACAUAACUGUCUUGUAUUGUUCAAACCAGUGAGUGCUAUCAAACAAAUCCUUUUUAUGAUGGCAAAGGGAAACUACCAGUUAUAGUCAAUCACUAAUAGCCUUGUCAAGUUUAAGGGCUUUAUAGAAUUUUCACUUAUUAAAAUAAUUAAUUGAGUAUAUUUAUAUAUUUGCACCUGUAUGUUUACUACUGACUGUGUGUUUUAGAUGUUUUAGAUAAAAUCCAAAAUAAAUUCAAACUUGCUGCCGUACAGUAAAUCUACCCUGGAAAAAGAGCAGUUUAAAGAAAUCAUUAAAAUUCCAGAAUUACCAGGAUAUUCACGCCCAUGAUGAGUGGAUCUAAACGUUUUACAACAACUGUAUGUAUAUAAGAUUUAUCCCAGUUUAACCCAUUUAUCUUACAUAUGAAGUGACACCACAAGUCGC
Molecule: messenger RNA, 3834 nt
Organism: Oreochromis aureus
Lineage: Eukaryota; Metazoa; Chordata; Actinopteri; Cichliformes; Cichlidae
Product: GTPase IMAP family member 7-like
Exons: 2
Coding region: 246-1256 (336 amino acids)
Molecular function (GO): GTP binding
Source: RefSeq, a predicted model, not a curated record